This is a messenger RNA of Lipotes vexillifer (Yangtze River dolphin), 2756 nucleotides long. RefSeq names its product ALF transcription elongation factor 3 (gene AFF3). The annotation marks the transcript as partial. NCBI's taxonomy places the organism in Eukaryota, Metazoa, Chordata, Mammalia, Artiodactyla, Lipotidae. Gene Ontology annotation, biological process: regulation of gene expression. The transcript is spliced from 18 exons. The record is from RefSeq and is a predicted model, not a curated record. Gene Ontology annotation, cellular component: super elongation complex; nucleus.
GGAAAGAAAUUAUAAAAGAGAUGACCUGGCUUCCACCACUUUCAGCUGUUCCAGCACCUGGAAAAGUGGAACCGAGCAAAUUUCCAUUUCCAAAUAAGGACUCUCAGCUCACUUCCUCGGGACACAGUAAUGCAAAGAAAGGUGAUGCUGAGCCAGGGAGUCCAGACAAUGGCACAUCGAAUACAUCAAUGCUAGAAGAUGACCUUAAGCUAAGUAGCGAUGAAGAGGAGAAUGAACAGGCAGCCCAGAGAACGGCUCUCCACGCUCUGUCUGACAGUGCCAGCCUCCCGCAGGCCAACUGCAGGGCCUCCGUGCCCUCCAGCAAGGGCAGCAGCAGCGGCAGCAGCAGCAGCGGCAGCAGUUCCUCCAGUGACUCGGAGAGCAGCUCGGGAUCUGACUCAGAGACCGAGAGCAGCUCCAGCGAGAGUGAGGGCAGCAAGCCUCCCCACUACUCCAGCCCUGAGGCCGAACCAGCGUCCUCUAACAAGUGGCAGCUGGAUAAAUGGCUAAACAAAGUUAAUCCCCACAAGCCUCCUAUCCUGAUCCAAAAUGAAAGCCACGGGCCGGAGAGCAAUCAAUACUACACCCCGGUGAAGGACGAAGUGCCAGACUGCGGGAAGGUUCCCGACAACGUCUGCCCGACCAGCCUGAGAGACAAGGACAUCAAGAGCGCCUGCAAGGAGGAGCAGAGGCCGAGGACCGCGAACAAGGCCCCGGGGAGCAAAGGGGUGAAGCAGAAGUCCCCGCCCGCGGCCGUGGCCGUGGCCGUGACCGCCGCCGCCCCGCCGCCCACGGUGGCUGGUGCGCCCGCCGAGAGCGCGCCCGCGCCUGCCCGGAGGUCCGCGGGCAAGAAACCCACGCGGCGCACCGAGAGGACCUCGGCCGGCGACAGUGGCCACCGGCCCGAGGAGCCCGCAGCCGCGGACGCGCUGGGGGCGAGCGCGGGGAUACCCCCGGAGCCCCCCAAGCCCCGGCCCUGCAGCAACAGUAGGACCAGCCACCGCAAGGAGCUGCGCUCGGCCGUAACCGGCGAGAAGCGCCGCACGCGGGGCCUGAGCCGGAUCGUCCCCAAAUCCAAGGAGUUCAUCGAGACCGAGUCGUCCUCGUCGUCCUCCUCUGCGGACUCGGACCUGGAGUCAGAGCAAGAGGACUACCCUCUGUCCAAGGCCACUGCCGCCUCCGGGAACGACCCGAGGCUGAAGGAGGCUGCCAGCAGCAUCAGCGGUGGAGGCCCGCGGGCCCCUGUGGGCUCUAUCAACGCCAGGACCACCAGCGACAUAGCCAAGGAGCUGGAAGAGCAGUUCUACACGCUGGUCCCCUUCGGCCGCAAUGAACUUCUCUCCCCGUUGAAGGACAGUGACGAGGUCCGGUCACUCUGGGUCAAAAUUGACCUGACCCUCCUGUCCAGGAUCCCAGAACACCUGCCCCAGGAGCCGGGGGUCUUGAGCGCUCCCGCGGCCAAGGACACUGAAAGCGCCCCCCCGAGCCACGCAUCCGAUGCGCCCGCAGAAAAGGCUUUGCCAAAAUCCAAGAGGAAACGCAAGUGUGACAGCGAAGAUGACUGCCGGGAGAUCAGGAAGGCUCAGGGAGAGAAGGAGAGCUCUUCACGACUCGCUGCCUCCGCCAGCAGCACUUUGUCCGCAAACCAUUGCAACGUGAACGUCAACAGCUUGGCAAUCCCAAUAAAUAAAAAUGAAAAAAUGCUCCGAUCACCCACCUCGCCCCUCUCUGACGCAUCUAAACACAGAUACCCCGGCGAGGACCUGACUUCCCCCAGCAGAUCCAACAGCAAUGGUUUGUUCACCUCCGCCUCGUCCAACAAAAAGCAUAAGGCUGAGAACCAGCUGCAGACCCAUGGUGGAGACCUCACGAAAGCGGCUCACAGCAAUUCCGAAAACGUUCUCCACAAGUCACGGCCACAGACAGAGCCAUGGUCUCCAGGCUCCAACGGCCACAGGGACUGCAAGAGGCAGAAACUCAUCUUCGAUGACAUGCCACGCAGUGCAGAUUAUUUUAUGCAAGAAGCUAAGCGAAUGAAGCAUAAAGCAGAUGCAAUGGUGGAAAAGUUUGGAAAGGCUCUGAACUAUGCUGAAGCAGCCUUGUCAUUCAUUGAGUGUGGAAAUGCAAUGGAGCAGGGCCCAAUGGAAUCCAAAUCUCCUUAUACAAUGUACUCAGAAACAGUUGAGCUCAUCAGGUAUGCUAUGAGACUAAAAACCCACUCAGGCCCCAAUGCCACACCAGAGGAUAAACAGCUGGCUGCAUUAUGUUACCGAUGCCUGGCUCUCCUGUACUGGCGGAUGUUUCGACUCAAAAGGGAUCAUGCUGUAAAGUAUUCAAAAGCACUUAUCGACUAUUUCAAGAAUUCAUCUAAAGCUGCCCAAGCCCCAUCUCCAUGGGGGGCCAGUGGAAAGAGCACUGGCACCCCAUCCCCCAUGUCUCCCAACCCCUCCCCCACCAGCUCCGUGGGAUCUCAGGGGAGCCUCUCCAAUGGGAACGCCCUGUCCCCAUCAACCAUCGUCAGCAUCCCACAACGCAUCCACCAGAUGGCAGCCAACCAUGUCAGCAUCACCAACAGCAUUCUCCACAGCUAUGACUACUGGGAGAUGGCGGACAACCUGGCCAAGGAGAACAGAGAAUUCUUCAAUGACCUGGACCUGCUCAUGGGGCCAGUCACCCUGCACAGCAGCAUGGAGCACCUGGUCCAGUAUUCCCAGCAAGGCCUGCACUGGCUGCGGAACAGCACCCACCUGACAUAG